AUGGAAAAUCGUCGUUCAGAUUCUUGUUGUACAAAUGAGAAUAUCCUUACCGACCGUGAUUCAGGAUACGGUGGAUCAAGAAAUCCGAGCCAUGGAUCCAACGACGAUCGCCAAUCUGGUGAUGGUGAUCAAUUGACCACCUCUCAUUCAGCUACUCGCUCACGUCCGACCCCCAAGACUAGCCCUCCCAACGAUCCUGUAACACGACAGGUCCCAGUGCGACCUAUCGCAAAACCUAUAGACGAACAAACUGCAAGGCGCGCCAGUGAUGUGAUCGAACAACUAAGCGGCAUUUUGGCAGAAUUUAUGCUCAAGUCAAAAAAGCGAAAAUACUUGUCAAGAUCAAAGCGACAACUGCCUGCUAUGUCGAUACGACCUGUCAUGCUUGGAACCUCGAUUGAUGAUGCCAAAGUCGCCCUUGUCAUCUUCUGCUCAGAUGAAGACGGUGCACAUGACACGAUUCGGAAGUUGUUGCGCAAGCCGUAUGUGAAAGACCUCUAUGAGCCUAAAGACGAUUCCGUGUGCUCAUUUGAUGUGCAUAUCUUUGGUGCAUCACCAAGCACGCGAGGCAAUGUUGAGGACGGCAUCCGAAGCAUCCGAGGAGGUGUUGAAGUUGGCAUCCCAAGCACCGAAUCCUUUACUUACACUCACUGUGGAAUGCCGAUUCUCAUCACUACUCACGGGUUCAGCAAAGAGAUCGCCAUGGCAACGAUGGGUGGUCUCCUGCAAUGCAAUACAUCACGGUGGGUUGACAGCUCAUAUCAAGUUUAUGGCUUAACUGUUGCCCACGCAAUGUACCCUGAGACAAGAACCGACGGCGUUGAUGACGAAGACUAUGAGUUUGAUUUGUCAGAUGACGAUAGCGAUGAAUACGACGAUGACAGUCCGUUAAACACAUCUUCUGAAAGCGAUGAUUCAUGUCCAACUCCACCUGUUCAAGUUGACUGGGGCGUAUCGUUUGAAGCGGACCAAAAACAAAAAGCGAGGCCAGCUACUCCACAUACAUAUCGACCAGGUUCCAUAUUUGCGCAACCUAUAGUAUACUCAUCUCUCGAUAACGACUCGGGUUUCCGAGACUGGGCGUUGUUCAAGUUUCCGGCAUGGGAGAUCCCAUUGAAGCCUAACAUGCUAGUGACUGAGGGAAAGCCCCCAUCUCUGCUCAAGAUGCGCAACUUUUUACUUGAUUAUCCGACCAGUCGACCAGUAUACAUCAUUGCAGGAGUAUCUGGAAUAAAGGAAGCAACAGUCUCGGUUGGUUUAAGUCAAGUACUUCUCCAGCCUGGGACCAAGUUUACAUUGUACCAGGGGAUUCCGGAUCCUGGGUAG
Fusarium graminearum PH-1 is the source of this 1326-nucleotide messenger RNA. RefSeq lists its product as uncharacterized. Lineage: Eukaryota; Fungi; Ascomycota; Sordariomycetes; Hypocreales; Nectriaceae. The record is from RefSeq and is a predicted model, not a curated record. The transcript has 2 exons. The coding region runs from base 1 to 1326 and encodes 441 amino acids.